Messenger RNA from Melampsora larici-populina 98AG31, 1822 nucleotides. RefSeq lists its product as uncharacterized. The coding region runs from base 30 to 1634 and encodes 534 amino acids. Gene Ontology annotation, molecular function: magnesium ion binding; phosphoacetylglucosamine mutase activity. The record is from RefSeq and is a predicted model, not a curated record. Lineage: Eukaryota; Fungi; Basidiomycota; Pucciniomycetes; Pucciniales; Melampsoraceae. Gene Ontology annotation, biological process: UDP-N-acetylglucosamine biosynthetic process; carbohydrate metabolic process. The transcript is spliced from 6 exons.
UAUUUAUCAUAUCUCAACAAAUCAUCAAAAUGGAUUCAACUAUCAUAAAAGAAGCUCAAAAGAAUCACCCAUUGACACCUAACUAUAAGUACGCUUAUGGUACAGCAGGAUUUCGUGAUAAUGCAAAGGUUUUAGAUAGUGUUUUCUUUAGUGUAGGACUUUUAGCAGUUCUGAGAAGUAAAAAGUUGGACGGACAAACGAUUGGAGUGAUGAUUACUGCUAGUCAUAACCCAGAAGAAGAUAAUGGUGUAAAACUCAUCGAUCCUCAAGGAGAGAUGUUAAACUCAUCAUGGGAAUCACAUGCCACUUCAUUAGCCAAUUCAUCAAACCAUUUCAAAACACUUGAAGAAAUCAUCAAAGUUGAAUCAAUCGAUCUUAAAAAACCUGCCAAGAUCAUUUAUGGUCAUGAUACUAGACCUUCUUGUGCUUCAUUAAUCAAAGCUUUUAGGGAUGGAAUUGAUUGUUUAUCAAAAACGGGUGAAUUUGAAGUUAUCGAAGGUGGUUUAAAGACCACUCCUCAAUUACAUUAUCUUGUGAAAUGUUGGAAUGAUGGUGGUGUUUAUGGUCAUCCAUCUGAAGAAGGAUAUUAUCAAAAAUUAUCAAAUGCUUUCAAUGAAAUCAACGCACGAAAAUCUACUUUACCAACUCUCACCGUCGAUUGUGCAAAUGGAGUAGGAGCACCAAAACUUGAAGCACUUCAACCAUAUCUUUCUACCUCUCCACUCUCAUUUCAACUGAUCAACACCGAGAUCCAUACCUUAGGAAAAUUAAACAAAUCAUGUGGAGCCGAUUAUGUCAAGACCACUCAAUCUGCACCACCGGUGAUGAAACUAGAACCAUUUCAACGAGUCUGUAGUUUUGAUGGAGAUGCAGAUCGGAUUGUUUAUUAUUAUUCGAAUGGAGAUCGGUUUAGAUUAAUGGAUGGUGAUAAGAUCGCUAGCCUUGUGGCUGGAUAUGUGAAAGAUCUGAUCGGAUUGGAAGAUCAAGAAAUCCAAUCGAAGGCUCGAAUCGGAGUGGUUCAAACGGCUUAUGCUAAUGGGAAUUCGACGCGUUAUAUUACUGAAACAUUGGGAUUCCCUGUGACUUGUACACCUACCGGAGUCAAAUACCUUCAUCAUGCAGCUCAAGAAUACGAUAUCGGAAUUUAUUUUGAAGCCAAUGGACAUGGGACAGUGAUCUUCAAACCGGAUUUUUUAAAAACCUUACCAUCUACUUCAAAUCUAUCAAAACUAGCGAAUCUCAUCAAUCAAACUGUAGGAGAUUCGAUCAGUGAUAUGUUAUUAGUAGAAACCAUCUUAUUACAAAAAGAAUGGGGUAUGAAAGAAUGGGAUGAAGGAUAUGAAGAAUUACCUAAUAGAUUAGUGAAGGUUUUGGUCACUGAUCGGAAUGCGUUUAAAACGAUUGAUGCUGAAAGAAAAUUAUUAGAACCUAAUGAAAUGCAAAUCAAGUUAGAUCAGAUUGUAGAAAAGUUUAGGUUGGGUAGAUCGUUUAUUAGACCUAGUGGUACUGAAGAUUGUGUAAGAGUUUAUGCUGAAGCUGAAACUCGUGAAAUGACGGAUGAAUUGGCAUUUAAAGUAGCUGGAAUGGUAUUUGAUUAUUCUGGAAAAGGAGAGAAACCUAAGGAAUUUCUUUAAUGAUUCUUCUUCUUUUGAUCUUUGUUAAGCAUGUUACUAUUUAUCUCCUGUGUCGUUUUUCUCUUAAUGGUUUUUAUUUCAAAGAUCUUGGUCUUUGUCAUUACAGACAAUCCACAGUAUUUUUUGAAGUUCGAAGGGUAUAUAUCAUUUAAAAGAAUGUAAUUUUAUUUAUUAUUUUGUGAUCAUUC